AUGUCGCACCCCGCCAGAGCCAUCGUCUGUUACGAUACCCAUGACAAUGGCGGAUGGAAACUGGAAGACGUCACUGUGCGAGGGCCGGGUGAGGGCGAGUUGCUGGUGGAAAUGGCGGCCAGCGGCAUCUGUCACACCGAUGCUCUCAUAGGUGGCACCCCCGGCGGUGCCACGCCGAUUGCAUUCUACCCUCGCAUCCUCGGCCACGAAGGCUCCGGCUACGUCAAGGAGGUCGGCCCAGGCGUGACGGUUGCGGCCGUGGGCGACCCCGUCCUGCUCUCCUUCGCCUUCUGCAACAAGUGCGAGAUUUGCAAGGCCGGCCGUGUGUCUCACUGUAACAAAUUCACCGAAGACAACUUCGGCGGCCCUUACAACGUCUUCAAAGUCGGCGACAAGGACAUCAGCGGGCAGUUCUUCGGCCAGUCCUCCUUCGCCAGUCUCUCGGUCGUGAAGGAAUGCUCCGUCGUCAAUGCCAAGGGCCUCGUCGCCGACAAGAAGGAGCUUCAACUGUUCGCGCCAUUGGGCUGUGGCAUCCAGACUGGCAGUGGAACCGUCAUCAACGCCGCCGAGGCUGGCCCCGAGGAUGUGGUUUUGGUAAUGGGCCUGGGCGGCGUCGGGCUGAGUGCCAUCAUGGGCGCCAAGAUUGCCGGAUGCCGCAAGAUUGUCGGCCUCGACAGGAUCAAGAGCCGCUUGGAGUUCGCAAAGCAGCUCGGCGCCACGGAUGUGAUCAAUGGCGCGGAGCUGCCCGAAGGCAAGGACCUCGCCGAGGCGCUCAAGGAGGUUUGCGACGGCGAAGGACCUUCCAUCUGUAUCGACACCAGCGGCGCACCCCCCUUGAUCAAGGCCGGCUUCGCCUCCGUUCGCAAUCGAGGCAAAUAUGUCCAGGUCGGCUCGGCGCCAUUCGACUUCAGCCUCGAACUCAACCUCGUCCAAUUCAUGCUAGAGGGCAAGCAAAUCUUUGGCGCCAUCGAGGGCCAUGCGUACCCGCCAGAGUUCGUGCCGAAGAUGAUCAAGUGGUACAAGGAAGGCAAGUUCCCUGUGGACAAGCUGAUGAAGUUCAUCAAGGCGGAGGAUUUUGAGCAAGGGCUGAAGGAGAUGCACGACGGCACCACCAUCAAGCCCAUCAUGUGUUGGUCGUGA
This is a messenger RNA of Neohortaea acidophila, 1140 nucleotides long. RefSeq names its product chaperonin 10-like protein. Lineage: Eukaryota; Fungi; Ascomycota; Dothideomycetes; Mycosphaerellales; Teratosphaeriaceae. The transcript has a single exon. Gene Ontology annotation, molecular function: oxidoreductase activity; zinc ion binding. The record is from RefSeq and is a predicted model, not a curated record. Bases 1 to 1140 code for a protein of 379 amino acids.